UUAAGCUGAGCGCCUUUCAGAAAGAGGAUUUAUUGGAUAAAUGAAAGGUUAACCAAAAAUUGUGGAAAAUUGGCGUGAAAAAACGAAUUCGACAUGCGUAAGGAAAAUACAUAGAUUUUUCAUAUAUACAUAUGACUGACGGUUUGUGAUAAAGGGAGCGUAUUUGUUUGACUUUCUUCCCAGAGAGAAAUUAUUAUUGACGUCGAUUGUAAUGGAAAGGACUGCGAGGUAGCAAUCAGCUGAUUGGUCGUUCGUAAUUAAUUAAAGCGCAUUUUAGUUUGGCUCAUAGAAAGCUUUGCCAGUUAACAAAAGUAUCUCAUAAUGAUUGAAGCACUGUAACACUAUGGGAACAACGCACGAUAAGCGAUAUGAAUAGAAGAGAGUAAUAGAGAAGAACCACUACUACUUAUUCAUGUUCUAAGGUAACAAAUUUUCAAGCUCGGAGGAAAAAUAUAAAUACGAUGAAAAUAUAUAGGCAAUUAUAAACAUUUCAUCAUAAGUUAAGUUCUUCAUAAGAAGUUGAAAGAGAAAAGGACAUGUAAAGUAAUAUCAGAAAUAGUAAUGCACAAUGGAAACUAACGAAGAAAGUGAUUUGAAUGAUCUACGAUCCAGCGUUUAUACAUUCCCUUCUUCUGUACAAAAUGUGAUAGAUCAAGUAUUAUCCAGUGAUGAUCCAUUGGACGAAGCAAAUUUCACUGUCGUUAAUUAUAUAAACUCUCUAUUUCCAACUGAACAAUCUUUGUCUAACAUUGAUGAUGUAAUGAAUGAGAUGGAACAAAAAAUCCAUACAAUUGACAAAGAGAUGAGUGCUGUUGUAUGCGGACAAACAGAUAUAGGUCAAGAUGGGAAAGCAGCACUGGAGGAUGCUCAAAAAGUAAUUAAACAAUUAUUUGUUCAUAUCAAAGAUAUAAAGGAUAAAGCAGAACAAUCAGAAGAGGAAGUUAAAGAGAUCACAAGAGAUAUUAAACAAUUAGAUUUUGCUAAAAGGAAUCUUGUAACUUCUAUAACAACAUUAAAUCAUCUACAUAUGCUUGUCGAAGGAGUUGACACAUUAAAAACAUUAAUACAAAAGAAACAAUAUGGAGAAAUCAUUUUACCGUUACAAGCAGUGACAGAAGUAAUGGAGCACUUUAAUGGUUACAUGGAUAUACCAGAAAUUAAACAAUUAUCAGAUGAGGUUCGACAAAUACAUAUUGAGUUAGCUCAACAAAUUACAACAGAUUUCAAAGAAGCAUUUUCUGGACAAAACCCAAAGUAUUUUAAUCAACUGACAGAUGGAUGCGUAGUAUUAUCUUUAUUGGAUCCAAAAGUGAAGAAAGAUUUGCUAAUAUGGUUUAUAGAUAUUCAAUUAAAAGAGUAUGCACACAUAUUCGAUGAAAAUCAAGAUUACGCAUGGUUGGACAAGAUAGAUAAACGAUAUGCAUGGCUCAAGAAACACUUGCUUGACUUUGAAUCAAAGUUCGGUACUAUCUUUCCAUCUGAUUGGGAAGUAUCUGAACGAAUUGCCAUUCAAUUCUGUUAUGUUACAAAUGAAGCUUUGACCAAACUAAUGCAUAAAAGACGUUCGGAGAUAGAUGUUAAAUUGUUACUAUAUGCGAUUCAGAGAACUGCAAAUUUUGAAUCAUUAUUAGCCAAACGUUUUACUGGUAACAAAUUAUCUAUUGAUAAUCCUGUAGUAUCGGUUGAAAAUAAAAAUUCAACUGUAAAUAAUGCAGACGAUAAAACGUCUAAAAAUCCAUUUGAGGAAAGUGAACAGGUGGAACAUCAAAAACCAAAAGCAUCCCCUUUCAUAAAUCUUAUAGGAAGUUGUUUCGAGCCAUACUUGUAUAUAUAUAUCGAUAGUUUAGACCGUAAUUUAGCAGAUUUAAUGAAUAAAUUUGUAUCUGAUUAUAAAGCUCAGCCCCCAGGAGCCAAAGAUUUUGAUGGCAAUGAAGGCUCCAAUAGUGUUCUGUCCUCUUGUGCUGAUCUAUUCGUCUUUUAUAAGAAAUGUAUAUUGCAAUGUACACAACUUAGUACAGGGAUAAUAAUGCUGAGCCUUGCUAAAACUUUUCAAAAAUAUUUACGAGAAUACGCCGUAAAGAUACUUCAAAAUAAUUUACCCAAGAGCGGAAGCAGCCUAGGAAUUGGUACGAGUAUGAGUAGUAUAACACGAGACUUCCGUGACUUAUCAACAUCUGGAUUUAUACAGAAUGUUCAAAAUUUCUUAAAAGAAGGUGAAAAUACUAAGUUUUGUAAAGAAGAACAAGCACGUAUUUGUUGCAUUUUGACAACGGCUGAAUAUUGUUUAGAAACAACACAACAAUUGGAGGAAAAAUUACGUGAAAAAACGGAUCAAUGUUAUGCGAAAAGGAUUAAUUUAUCUCAAGAGCAAGACAUUUUUCACGAUGUUAUUUCUGACUGUAUCUUGUUACUAGUUCAAGAUUUAGAAGCGGCCUGUGAUUCUGCCUUAUCUGCAAUGACUAAGAUGCAAUGGAGCUCCAUAGAGACGGUCGGAGACCAAAGUAAUUAUGUUAAUACGAUAGUAGUGCAUUUGCGGCAGAUGAUACCCUCAAUAAGAGAUAGAUUAUCUUCCUGUAGAAAGUAUUUCACACAACUAUGUGUAAAGUUUGCAAAUUCUUUUAUUCCCAAAUUGGUGCAACAGUUGUAUAAAUGUAAACCGUUAAGUGCAGUAGGAGCAGAGCAAUUAUUGCUCGAUGUUUACAUGCUGAAAACAGCCCUUUUAGAAUUACCUUGUACGGGUUAUCAAGUUCAAAGGAAAGCACCUGCUUCUUACGCAAAGAUAGUAGAUAAAGGUAUGGCAAAUGCUGAAAUGAUUCUUAAAAUUGUAAUGUCACCGGUAGAUUCUCCUGCUGACUUUGUAAAAGGAUGUAAGAUGCAUUUGCCAGAUUUACAAGCACCAGAAUUUCAAAAAAUUUUAGAUAUGAAGGGUUUGAAAAGAACGGAACAAGUUCUAUUGACAGAACAAUUCAAGCAACCAGAAGGUUCAGAUGCAUCAUUAACUUCAAGAAAUAAUACCAUUCAAGAAAGCCCUGAGCAUGAGGCAGGUCGAAUUAGAAAAUUAGAAAAACUUAUUAAAAAAAGAAUCUAAAUUACUUUUGCCAUUUUUUCUUCUUCUUUUUUUUCUCAUAACGAUACCUGUUUUUUUCCUUAAGUAAAUACUGAAACUUCUUUGCGGGAGAUUAAAAAUUCAUUGCUUAUUCUUA
Vespa velutina is the source of this 3203-nucleotide messenger RNA. RefSeq names its product vacuolar protein sorting-associated protein 53 homolog (gene Vps53). The transcript has 14 exons. The coding region runs from base 569 to 3088 and encodes 839 amino acids. Gene Ontology annotation, cellular component: GARP complex. The record is from RefSeq and is a predicted model, not a curated record. NCBI's taxonomy places the organism in Eukaryota, Metazoa, Arthropoda, Insecta, Hymenoptera, Vespidae. Gene Ontology annotation, biological process: retrograde transport, endosome to Golgi.